UUUGGAAGAUUUCAGAUCCUUUAAAGUCUUCGUUUUGGCAGGUUAUCCUCACAAGAUGAGUUGGUGGUGUCUUGCGGCUGUUUUAUUUUCAACUCUGAUGACUCUAGAUGCACGAAAUCGAACCGGAGUAUCACUAUUCAACAACACAUGGACCAAUGUUACCCUGGGGUCAGGUGACAUGUUGGACGUCACCCUGUCCAAUGUCAGUAUAAACACCAGCUUUGCCAUGCUGCAUGUUCACGCUGUACACAAGUCUGUGUUGGGUCAUGACCCCCAGACUACCACACCUACACAAGCGUCAACAGCUCUGAUAUCGGCCUGCUGACCCUGCUGGAGAAAGGUCAGAGUUCGGUGACCUGGUUUGUCAAUUCUACGCUAAACGAGACGGAUGGUGCUGAGGUCUGGAUGAUGGCCCUGGAAUAUAACGCUUCAGAUCCUGUUCCCGGCGCCUGUAACCAGGAGUUCCCCCUCGACAACGACCCCAACAUCCACGUCCACUACAACCUCUACGAGACCAUCCUGCAGUUCCAGUUCUCCAACAUCGGUUUCCCACGCCAGCCCAAACGCGUCCCGGAGUGUGACCGGGGUUCGUCCUCCGACCAUCGGCUGAAGUAUGACGUGUACCAGUACUACCUGCCCGAACGUGACUUCAGCGCGGUCAGUCUCGUACAGGGCCUGAAGAGAAUGACUCACCCGGCAGAUAUCACUGCACAUGGACAUCUGAUAAGAACCCUGGACAGCAAAAAGAAGCCCAACCUGACCCUGGCCUCUUUCAAAGGACAGGGAGUCAUCUACAAUGUGAUUGUACGUGAUCCCAAACUGAACACCUCAGCUUCCUACAUUCCUGUACAUACGUACGCCUGCAGCUUCACUGAUACUGUGGCUGGCUGUUUUGCAAAUAAUGAUGUAGCAAAAGCCCUAUGUACCAUGGCUGGUGUCGUGGGCCUCUUUCUGUGCUUUGCUGGACACAGAUAUUUCAAAACAGAGCUGUUUAUAUUUGGUUUCCUGGCAACCAUGCUGAUCACCUUCAUCCUCAUCUCCAUGUAUUCAGAAGAGAGUCAGGCUGUUCGUGUGGGGAUCUCCUGUAUGGUGGGAGUAGUAGGUGGGAUCCUGUGGACCCUGUUCUGGUGGAGGUUUGGGCUGGCAGUAGUGAGUGUCCUGCUGGUCGGCCUGGUGCUGGGGUACAUGUUUGCCUCCAUCAUCUUCUUCACACCAUUUGGAAACCUGAAUGUGUGGCAGAACGACUUCAACUACGGCAUGUCCUUCGCCUGUGGUAUCAUGAUCGUUCCUGUAUUUCUGCUGGCCUUCACAAAAACUUUGAGUAUCGUGUCCUGUUCCGUGGUUGGCUCAUAUGCAGUUAUCAUGGCGCUGGAUGCGUACCUGUACACCAGCCUGUCGUACAUCGCUCUCAACCCCAUCAAGAGGGCUGUGGUGCAGGACUUCAGGGUAGCCGUCAUCAGUGCACCAUUCCAAGUCAAAGAUUACAUCCUGGUGGCGCUGUGGGCCCUGCUGAGCAUCAUGGGAGCAGUGUGUCAGUUCUACCGGGAGCGCGGACGUGACGACUUCCCGCCGUGCCCGUACGAACUCUACAGGAAGAAACGGCAGAAGUCACAGCUGCAGCCAAACAUCCAGCAGCCUGACCAUCAGGACAGGGAGGAGACAGAGCCGCUGCUUAGCAACCAGGAGCCACCAACAUACGUCAUUAAUCAUGUCACAUGAUGUAGGUCAUGUGACUUACUAUUGACCAAUCACAAGUUUCAGGCCUUUGGGAACAAAUGACUAUAUCAGGUCGAGACCACUUGGAAUGUUUCAAUAUGACUUAAUAAAGUACAUUUCAAUAGUCACAAUUUUUAUGUAAAUGUUGGUUAGACCCAUUGUUACAGAGAAUGUGCAUUUAUAUUGUGCAAAGUAAAUUUUGAGAGUGGUAUUUGUAGAGUUUGGGAUAUCAUAAAAGGGAAUUAUAUUUUUUCCAUGUGAUAUGGCUUAAUAGUUUGACAUACUGUGAACAAUAUUGUUCACAGGAAGGCCCCCUGAAUUCUGACUCCUUUAUUUAGUUUUCUGAGAAAACAGAUUCGGAAAUGAUAGUUUUUGUUUGACUUAUGAGGUGAAGGGAAUGUAUGGGGGAUUUUAUGGAGUUGUAGUAGGAAAGACAAGUCAUCAAUGACAAAGUUGUCUCUAAACUUGUAGCAAAAGUCUUAUAACUGGCUGUAGAA
Messenger RNA from Branchiostoma floridae (Florida lancelet), 2213 nucleotides. RefSeq names its product transmembrane 7 superfamily member 3-like. The record is from RefSeq and is a predicted model, not a curated record. The coding region runs from base 406 to 1719 and encodes 437 amino acids. The transcript is spliced from 10 exons. Lineage: Eukaryota; Metazoa; Chordata; Leptocardii; Amphioxiformes; Branchiostomatidae.